This is a messenger RNA of Stylophora pistillata, 2003 nucleotides long. RefSeq names its product PRELI domain-containing protein 2. Lineage: Eukaryota; Metazoa; Cnidaria; Anthozoa; Scleractinia; Pocilloporidae. The record is from RefSeq and is a predicted model, not a curated record. Gene Ontology annotation, cellular component: mitochondrial intermembrane space.
GACGAAAACCGUCGUGGUGUUAGCUAAGGGUCUGUUGUGAGUGCCUUAUCGCACGACUUUUUGUCUCUCUUGUUUCAUGGCGGAAGCGAUCCUCUGUGGUAAUGGUCCGGCAUGUUGAAAUUAGCCAUACCUUCAAACAUCCAUUCGAGAAAGUGAUACAUGCUUACUUCCAAAAGUACACUUGUGGUAAAGAUUCCAAUGUGACGUCUAUAACAGUGUUGCAACACAAAACAGACCCAGAAACUGGAGAAGAAUAUUUAUUGAGAAGAGGAGAAUGUGUGAAUGUUUUGCCAGGUUUCUUUAAAAAGUUGUGUCCAUUCCCAGCUAUUCAAGUAGAAGAGGAAGCAUGGCUCAAUAGUAAAGAAAGAUGUCUUCGUCUUCACUGUUAUAACCUUACAUGGUCCAAAUAUGCGUCCUUAGAAGAGUUCAGCACUUUUAAAGCAUGUGAAAACAAUCCAGACUGGACAUCAUUUGAGCAGCGAGGUAGUAUCAAUGUUUAUGGUGUUGGUUCAUUACUUGGAGGAAUGAUGGAAGCUUUUGGACAAUCGUUUCUUCAACAUGGAGCAAACAAGGGUUUUAACAUAAUGGAAGAUCUGAUAAUGACAAUGAGUGGAAGGUAUACAGAAGCAUGACAGAGCAACACUUGACAAGAGCACAUAGAGUGCCUGCCCUGCUAUCUAAAUUUUUUCUACCAUUUUUUCUACUGAAGAUUUGUUGAAUUCUCAAAGUGAACUUUAAAGAAAAGGACCCCAUGAUUUCAAGGAAGCACAAGGGGGUGGAAAGUUCAUGAUGAGAUGUCAGUGAGUAUUCUUUCGUCAAUUAGGGCACUGCCGUAAGGAGUGAAGUCUCUGAUUGUUUACGAGAUACCAACAUUCUAACUUAUUAAUUCCUUAAGAAAAUAAUUAUAUUUACAGAUUCAAAUGUAUGAUAUGAGAAAGAGAAAAUUGAUUGGUCCAAUUAUAGGUUGUCAGUUAACUGUUGUUUGACCACUGCAUUUUUGCUGAUUAUUGGUGAGUUUUAAAUGGCGGUAAUUAUCAAUCACUACCAGGGUUUGUCUUCAGGGACUAUAGCAUAUACCUCUCCUUUAAGUUGAAACUUUUAUUAAUGAAGGUAGAAACCAAAUUAAUUUUUUUUUUUUACAUGAAACCAAUGUUAAACAGAUGGCUUAAAUUUGAGUUUUAGUUUGCAUACUUUUGAAAACUUGUAUUCCUGUAAGUAAUUAUUUUUGUCUAUCUGAGUUGGUCAAACUUAAAAUGUUGACCAGUCCCUCUGCUGUAUUUGGGAUUAUGAUCAACUUAUCUGACUUACUGUUGUACAAAUGUAGAAAAAUGUGUACUUGGUUAACACUCCAUGAACACUUCCAGGAGUCCAGUUCAUGCCCUUUUAGCACAGGUUUCAAUGUUUUGAAAAAUAAAAUUUGGUGUAAGAUAAAACUUUGGCUCUUUUCUGGCUUCCCACUCUUAAUUACUCAAGGUACUCUAUGAUCCCUGAUCUUAAGUUUUAUUUUUGAUGUGAAUCUUCAAUGGCAAGUUUGAAUUUCAACAUUCACUUAAUUCAGACGUUUCAAAAUGUGUGCAAGACUACUAGAGAAUUAGUGUCUCAUCUUCCACACUUGAUGGGGUAAAAAAUAUAAAAUUAUCAAUUAAUGUACUCUUCCUUUGUGCUUCUGGUCUUUCCAGCUUUUGGAGAGGGGAUUUAAAAUAAGUGUGUAAUGAUAAAAGAGUGUUUGUCUAAUCUGUUAUGAGACACAAAGAUUCCUAUAAUAUGGAAGAAUGUAAACAACAGGAAAUUGAGAUUUCAAUGAAGUAUGAUCAAUGCUCACUGGACACAAGCAUGCUGAGGCUCUUAACUGAAGAAAAUUUCAGUUGAACUUGUGAGCAAAUAGGCCAUAGUUAAAUUUCAAAACUGUUUAAUAUCUAAUUGCCAGGCAAAAACAUUAGGUGUACACUUAAAUCCAAACUUAAUUAGGAAAAAAUAAAUGUAUUAAAAAAAUUAGAGAAUUC